AAAACCGAUCAGCCCCACGCCGCCGGGGUCUUAUAUUCCGGUGAAAUUCCUACCGUCUCCGACCAUAUAUAUUUUCUACUUAACAUAUAAAUCCAAAAUUAAGUUUCCUGUUAGAUUCACCGGGAAAAGUAGUUUACCGGUGGACACACUGGGAAGGGGGACGUUCGCAUGAUGGGAUUUUGUAUAUGUCCGUUAGAGUCUCCGGCAAGAUUGCUCUGGAGUACUAGCUUCUUCCGCCAUAAGAUCAUGAUUUUCUAAGAGAUAAUCACCUCGGUUAUAUGCGCUUACGUAUAUAUAUCGACAGUAUUUUGCGUGAACUCUGAUCUAGGGUUCUUGAUUCUUCAGCAGUUAAAUAUAUAUACAUAUAUUUAUAUAUAGUAACCGUCGGAGAUCUCUAAUACAAAUAGUCACAGACAAUCUGAAGCUUUUUCGAUAUGGAAUCUGGUCGUCUUUUCUUCGGUUGCAACAGUAGCGACAUGCUUUUCCUCGGGAAUGGAGACAAUUAUUUUGCCGGGACGAGAAUAGGAUUCAACAUGGAGGAAGCUUCUAAGAAGAGGCCAUUUUUGAGUUCAAUCGACGACAUGUUGGAAGAAGAAUACUACGACGAACAAUCGACGGAAAAAAAGAGGCGUCUCACCCCUGAACAGGUACACAUGUUGGAGAAGAGUUUUGAGGAAGAGAACAAGCUGGAGCCGGAGAGGAAGACAGAGCUUGCAAAGAAGCUAGGAUUGCAGCCGAGACAGGUGGCUGUUUGGUUCCAGAACCGCCGUGCACGGUGGAAGACAAAGACGCUUGAAAAGGAUUACGAUCGCCUCAGAUCUUCUUAUGAUACCCUCACAACCGACUUUGACUCCAUGGUCAAGGAAAACGAAAAGCUCAAGGCUGAGGUGGUUUCCUUGACUGAGAAACUGCAGUCUAAGGAGGUGGCGGCAAUGACAGCUGGCAACGAAGAUGUUCCGGCUCCGGCGGUGGCGAAUGUGAAAGUUGAGGACCACUUUAGUACAGGCAGCGGCGGAAGUGCGGUGGUUGAUGACGUGGAUGGGCCACAGCUUGUGGACAGCAGCGGUGAUUCAUAUUUCCACCCCCAUGAUCAAUAUGCAGCAGCAGAAGAAGACGACGGCAGUGAUGACGGGAACCACUUCCCUAAUUAUCCCUUUCAGACGGCGGAUCAUGAGGUGGAGGAAGACGACUCCCUUGGCUUGUGGGUUUGGCCCUAUUAAUUACUGCAACAAUAUAUAUACAUAUUAUAUUAUGUA
Cynara cardunculus var. scolymus (artichoke) is the source of this 1256-nucleotide messenger RNA. Its product is annotated as homeobox-leucine zipper protein HAT5. The record is from RefSeq and is a predicted model, not a curated record. Gene Ontology annotation, cellular component: nucleus. The coding region runs from base 435 to 1220 and encodes 261 amino acids. Lineage: Eukaryota; Viridiplantae; Streptophyta; Magnoliopsida; Asterales; Asteraceae. Gene Ontology annotation, biological process: positive regulation of DNA-templated transcription. The transcript has 4 exons. Gene Ontology annotation, molecular function: sequence-specific DNA binding; DNA-binding transcription factor activity, RNA polymerase II-specific.